This is a messenger RNA of Cuscuta europaea, 2388 nucleotides long. NCBI's taxonomy places the organism in Eukaryota, Viridiplantae, Streptophyta, Magnoliopsida, Solanales, Convolvulaceae. The record is from the annotation of a GenBank genome assembly.
UCCUUCCCUGCCUUACCCUUCCCUCACCUUCAAACUCACACACUCACAAACACACCCUUAACGUACCUUUAUUUAAAGCCCUCUUUGUCCUUGCUCCUUUUGCCGGGAAAAUUAUCUGUGCCCAAAAUGACUGUCGCCUGUAAAGGCGCGGACAUAACGACGGCUACAUACGGCCGCACCGAGUGCAUGCAGUGAGGCAGAGACACUAACUAAGCAGGAAGACCCGAUCGGAUUCACAGCUAAAACGAUGGCUACAUACGGCGUCGACCUCACCAGCAGCUUCAAGCCUAAAUUUGAACCAACGGCAGAGACACUAACUAGGGAGGAAGAUUCGAUCGGAUUCACAGAUAAAACGAUGGCUACGGACAUCUCCAAGCUCACUGGCAUCGUCAAGCCUGUGCGUGAUGUGCCGAAAUUUCAACUAACUGCAGAGGAGAUAGCAAUUAAUGCCUGGCUCCCGAUGACCUCUUCAAGGAAUGCCAAGUGGUGGUAUUCCUCUUUCCACAAUGUUACUGCCAUGGUUGGUGCUGGUGUCCUCGGCCUUCCUUAUGCCAUGUCUCAGCUUGGAUGGGGACCCGGUGUUGCCAUGAUGGUGAUGUCAUGGAUAAUCACUCUAUACACAUUGUGGCAAAUGGUUGAGAUGCACGAGAUGGUUCCAGGAAAGCGUUUUGACAGAUACCAUGAGCUGGGGCAGCACGCUUUUGGUGAAAAGCUGGGACUAUGGAUCGUUGUUCCACAACAGCUGGUGGUUGAGGUCGCGGUGGAUAUCGUGUACAUGGUUACUGGAGGAAAAUCCCUCAAGAAAUUCCAUGACUUGGUUUGCAAAGACUGCAAAAACAUCAAACUCUCCUACUUCAUCAUGAUCUUCGGUUCUGUCCACUUCGUCCUCUCCCACCUUCCCAACUUUAACUCCAUCUUCGGGGUGUCUCUAGCAGCAGCUGUUAUGUCAUUGAGUUACUCGACGAUUGCUUGGGCGGCUUCGGUGGACAAGGGCGUGCAACCGAAUGUGGAUUACAGCUACAGAUCUCCGACCACUAGCGGCACUGUUUUCGACUUCCUCACGGGGUUGGGUGAUGUGGCUUUCGCUUUUGCAGGUCACAACGUGGUGUUGGAGAUUCAAGCCAGUAUCCCUUCCACAUCUGAAACCCCAUCCAAGGGACCCAUGUGGAAGGGAGUGCUUGUUGCUUAUAUCGUUGUGGCCUUGUGCUACUUCCCUGUUGCCUUCAUCGGCUACUGGGUGUUUGGAAACCUAGUGGAAGACAACAUUCUGAUGUCCUUGCAGAAACCUACAUGGCUCAUUGCUAUGGCCAACCUCUUUGUUGUUGUUCAUGUCAUUGGAAGUUAUCAGAUCUAUGCGAUGCCCGUCUUUGACAUGUUGGAGGCAUUUCUGGUUAAGAAACUGAAGUUCAAGAUAACUUGGCAACUGCGUUUCAUUACCAGGAACAUAUACGUGGCAAUCACAAUGUUUAUUGGAAUCACAUUUCCGUUCUUUGGUGGGCUGCUUGGAUUCGUUGGAGGAUUUGCUUUUGCCCCGACAACAUACUUCCUCCCAUGUGUGAUGUGGCUAGCCGUUUACAAGCCGAAGAAAUACGGUCUUUCUUGGAUCACAAAUUGGAUUUGCAUUUUUCUGGGAGUUGUAUUGAUGGUUUUGGCACCCAUUGGCGGGCUACGGAAUAUCAUCCUACAAGCCAAAGACUACAAAUUCUACUCUUAAUUUACAACACAAACUCGCUCUUUUGCUACAAAUAUUUAUGCAAACAUAGUACAUUAAUUUAAUAGUUAAUUUCAAAAACUUUGGAGGGACUUGAUAGUUCCUGAUCCUUAGUGCUCCUGAAGUUGAUGAAGUACCAGGGGAAUAUAGAAAAUGAAUAUCCGGAAGGAAGACAAUGUGCUGGCUUUUUCUUGAUUUUUGUAAUGUUCCCUUUUUAUUACACACACAUACAUUAUGCGGUUCCUGUUCUGGUUCCCUAAAGUUUGGAACCUUGAACCGGCGGUUCGGUUCCGAUUCCAGUUCAGUUCCGAAUCGGGGAUAGGUCUACAUACAUACACCAAACCUCCACCACAAAUAUUCUUAUACGGAGUAUUUUUUCUUAACUUACGGAAAAAUAUUAUAGAGGAUGUAAAAAGAUUCUCUAGUACAUUUUCCCUUAUUGGUGUACACCAUACCCUUUUCAUUAUAGAGGAUUGAUUGCUAUUUAAGAGUGAUGUAAAAAGAUUCUCUAGUACAUUUUCCGUUGUGUAUCAAUUUUCGGCCAAUGUAGUAUUUUAUCAGUGUACGCAAUUCAGGGUGUACAGUUAGCACUGAUGUGUUUACAAGUUGGUAAAGUCUCGGAUGUUGAUAGUGUGAACAAUCCUCAGUUGCAUUACAAGUAUUUGGAAUGGUUUUUG